Molecule: messenger RNA, 3714 nt
Organism: Macrosteles quadrilineatus (aster leafhopper)
Lineage: Eukaryota; Metazoa; Arthropoda; Insecta; Hemiptera; Cicadellidae
Gene: Acn
Product: apoptotic chromatin condensation inducer in the nucleus
Exons: 15
Coding region: 119-2689 (856 amino acids)
Molecular function (GO): RNA binding
Source: RefSeq, a predicted model, not a curated record
CAAUGGUUGGUGUUGGUGGUGGUAACAACAACUAACAAAUUUCCGCCAUUUUCUUUUCAUACAUUUGCAGUACAUAAAAUUAUCUCUAAACCUAAGGAAUAAGCAGGCCUGUAAUAAAAUGAGAAGAAGUGAGAGAGGAAAAACUAAAACUACCCAGAAAGAAGAUGAGGAACCACAAGAAAAAACUGUUAGGAAGUCACAAAGGCGGACAAGAAGGCGGAAAAAAUCAACAUCCUCUUCCGAUGGGGAAAGUAACAGUAGUACCGGUAAGAAAGAUGUGGCUGAAAGCUUGUCCCAACCUUUGGAAAUUCAAGUGCAAGACAUAGAACUGCCACAGGAAACGGAAAGCACUAGUGUUGCUGCCAAUAAUGAAAACGAGACUAGUAGCAAACCAGGAAAUGCAAAUAACGAGUGGAAGGAGGACAGUUCAUUUUGGGAAGGUUCUGAUAAACCAAAGCCAACACAAGAGGCUACUGCCGAAGAUAAGGAGGAAAGUUCCUUGUGGAAAGUACAGAGUGCCAAUGGGGCAAGCGGAGGAGAAAUCCAAAAACUGAAAAUUUGUCGUCAGAAACUAACAGAAUCGCCUGAGAUCAGUGAAACCUCUUUGCGUAAGAGGUUAAGCCGGAUGCCGAGAGACAGUCGCAGCACCGACGAAUCCACACAAGAGGAAACGGAGAAGGACACAAAGAAAUCCAAGCACAGAACACGCACUUCGUCCAGGAAUAGUCCGUUAGUUUCUCCCACAGUGGUUUGUGAUAUGUCUGAAGGCUCACCGACAAAAAUAAAAAUAAUAAAUGUCAGCCAUCUAAAUACAGAAAAUAAAAGUGCAAAACAGGCUGGGGAAGUUGUAGAUACUGAAUCAAAAAGCGAACAAAUACUGGAGUUAAGUCAAAGUGAUACUCUCGAUAUUGCUUUGCCAAAUGAAGAAUCUCAAAUAAUAGAGGCUGAAGUAAACGAAUCUGUGGCUGAGAAGAAAAAUGAAGAACAAAAGAAAGAGAAAACCCCUGACACCAAAGAAAAUAGUCCUAAAUCUGAAGUUGGUGAUGAUUCUAAAGAUAAAGGGAAGGAAGUUGGACUUCCAGUUGAAGAGAAGAAAGAAGAUAAAAGCGCUGAAGUUUCUCCAAGAAAAACAGCUUCGCCCAGCCCAAGUCCUGCGAGGAGGAAUCUCAGCAGAUCAACAGAGAACAGCGAGAAUUCAGGAGAUGAGUCGCAACAAGAAGCAAACAAACGUCAAGGACUUCAAUCCUCGGUUCAGCGGAAACCUACCACUUCAAAUAGCCCUAAACAAGAGUCUUCUGACUCUGAAGACAGCAAGAACAAGAAGAAAGAGAAGAAAGAAGAUCGACGGGAAUCUACGGACACAAAUGAGACCAAAGAAACCAUUAGUAUUAACAACAAGGAAAAUGAGGCGGAAGGCCAGGAAAACCAUCUUUCAUCUAGUGGGCCUACAGUUCCAGAUUCAAAUGCUGAUGAAAGCUAUGAAAAAACUGAUAAAGCGCCUUUACCCAGAAAAAGACGAUGGGGUUCCAGCAAGUCAAGCAGGGCAAGCAAGAAACCAGUUCUCAUAAAUACAGACUGUUUAAAGAAUUUGAUUCCGGAUGCCAAGCCUGUGCCAGCAGACGAACUACAACUGUCAGUGGAGGAAGAAGAAGGGCAACUGGACGAUGAUGAUGAGGAAGAUGAGAUUGUUGCAAUGGUGGCCAAGGAGGAAGAAAAAGAAAGACAGCGAGAACAGAGAGAAAAAGAUACAGAGAGGCAGGAGAAAGAGAGACAGAAGAGACAAGCACGAUUUGCCAAAACUGCCUCGGAACAACAACCAGCACCAGCACCCAAGCCUCAAACAGCGCCAAAACAAGAAAAAGAAAGUUCUGCAUCUCGUAAGAUCCUGCUGCUGACAGAUGAUGUAAAGAAGGUAGCGCGGUCGCCGUCUCCUCCACGGCGCAAACCCACCAAUGUGCUGUACAUCACGCAUCUAGUGCGUCCCUUCACUGUGCAGCAACUGAAGAACUUGCUACUGCGGACGGGCGCCAUCGCUGAAAAUGGCUUCUGGAUUGACAAGAUCAAGAGUAAAUGCUAUGUUGAGUAUAUGACAGAGGACCAGGCAGUCGAGACUAGACAUGCACUGCAUGGUGUGCGCUGGCCCUCUAGCAACCCUAAGACUCUGGUGGUGGAGUUUGCGUCCAAGGAGGACCUGACUAUAGCACAGACGCUGACGGAGGAGCCUGAGGUGCCUCGCAAGUCUGAGCCUCUGACCAUGGUGGAGGGCUGGUUGGCGGAACAGGCGAGGAUAAAGGAUCGCACCAAGAAGGCUGUUGUCCGAGAGUGGGAUGUUGGUAAACCUGAACAUCCCGAUGAAGCUUUGGAGUACGAGAUGAAAAUGAAAGAGAAAAGGGAACAAGAACGCAAAGCCAGAAAAGAGAGACAUCAUCGUAGUGCUAGUCCUGAAAAUGGACCUCCAGCUCGCAAGCCACGUAAGAAGGAGGACGACGCACCUGCCAAACUGUUGGACGAUUUGUUCAGGAAAACAAAAACCUCACCCUGUAUAUAUUGGCUUCCUUUGACUCAGGAACAGAUUGCAGUUAAAGAAGAAAUCCGGAGGCAACACAUGGCCGAACAUGAACGGAGAAUGGCAGAGAUAAAGAAGGCAGAUCUCGCUCGUCGAGAGCGCGAGAGAAGAAACCGUAAAUGAAAUACGGACAGACAAUGACGUCUGAAAUAUUGAGGCCAAGAUAGGCUCGCAGCAGCCCACAGCGUUAGGCGACAUUCUCGUAACUGACGCGGUCUCUGAUGGGUAAGGCAAGGUUUUGCCUAACCUAGUUCCAAUUUACGGUUCUUGGCCCAAUCGUUAGGCGUCUUGUCAAUUUUAUUUGUUCCCUUGUUUUUUGUACAGUUUUUGUGAUUAUUGAUUCCCGUAGCUAUUUCUAGGUUUUUUGUAAAAAGGUUUUUUUGUUGUAAGAUUUUUUGUAGACUUUAUUAAUCGUACGGGUUAGAUGUAACAUUUUAUCUAACAAUUUUCUCAUGCCAAAUGAUCAGCAUUUCGGUUGCUGAAAUUAAUUAUCUAUAUUUUUUAUGACUUUAAAUUUUUUUCAAAAUUCAAGUGCAUGUUUGACAUUUGUUUAAUUAACAUGCCGGUGACAGAGAUGUCUGCUUUAACCUCCCUGCUCUAGACAAUAGUUUGUUCAGGGAUUACAGCAUUUAUUUUACAGGUCAUCAUAGUAAGUCGUCCAUCGGGAUUCUUCUCUUCACGAAGAAGAUGUUUUCAAGAAAAUCUACUUGCGAUUUUGUCUUAUUGCAGCUUUUUGAUGGGAGUGAACUUCAUAAUGAUUUUGUAUUAAUGGAGUUUUUCACAAAAUUCUUUGAUAAAGUUGUCACAGGACUCGAGAAGUGGAUGUGCAAUAAUGAAGUACAAAUAUGUGUAUUUGUAUGAGACAACUACAAGGACAUUUAUCUUCGUAUUUCAUAUAGGAGAAGGACGUUCUUAGCAGUGCACAUUUUGAGAAACAACAAGCGACAUUAACCUUUUUUUAAUAAUUUGAUUUUAAACAGUAUACUCUGCUUUUUGACUUCACACACAAGAAAACGUCAAACCUUUUUCAAGGUUAUUAAUUAGAAUCAAGUUGUUGACAACAUGAGUAUUAUUUUACACCAUAACUAUUGUAAAUGUAUUUUAUAUUUUCUAAAACAUGUUAGUUAAAUAAAUAUUUUGUUGAAAGC